Messenger RNA from Elgaria multicarinata webbii, 2898 nucleotides. RefSeq names its product interferon regulatory factor 6 (gene IRF6). Gene Ontology annotation, biological process: immune system process; regulation of transcription by RNA polymerase II. The transcript has 8 exons. NCBI's taxonomy places the organism in Eukaryota, Metazoa, Chordata, Lepidosauria, Squamata, Anguidae. Gene Ontology annotation, molecular function: RNA polymerase II cis-regulatory region sequence-specific DNA binding; protein binding; DNA-binding transcription factor activity, RNA polymerase II-specific. The record is from RefSeq and is a predicted model, not a curated record. Gene Ontology annotation, cellular component: nucleus. Bases 79 to 1449 code for a protein of 456 amino acids.
GGGCGGACCCGGCAGCCACCGCCGCACCUGGCCCAGGUGAGCGAGCUGCGGAGCCGAGCGGGGGCUGCCGCCCAGAUAAUGGCAUUACACCCACGCAGAGUUCGAUUGAAACCCUGGCUAGUAGCUCAGGUAGACAGUGGUAUGUAUCCAGGCCUCGUUUGGCUCAACAGGGAUGCCAAGCGAUUUCAGAUCCCUUGGAAGCACGCCACUCGCCACAGCCCUCAACAUGAAGAGGAGAACACCAUUUUUAAGGCUUGGGCUGUGGAAACAGGAAAGUACCAGGAAGGAGUUGAUGACCCUGACCCUGCAAAAUGGAAAGCCCAGCUCCGGUGUGCCCUCAACAAAAGCCGGGAAUUCAACCUGAUGUACGAUGGCACCAAAGAGGUGCCGAUGAAUCCUAUUAAAAUUUAUGAAGUGUGUGACAUCCCACAGUCCCAGGGCGCAAUCAUUAAUCCAGGCUCUACUGGUUCAGCUCCAUGGGAUGAGAAGGAUAAUGACGAAGAUGAAGAUGAGGACGAAUUAAACCAGUCUCAGCAUGUAGCUAUACAAGAUACCUUCCCAUUUCUUAAUAUCAAUGAUUCCCCAAUGGCACCCGCUAGCGUGGAGACCCAUACCCCAGAACCUGUAGAUAUCGAGAUGCCAAUGCCUCCUGCACUCCCAGCUCUGCAGCAUGAUAUGUUCAGCUCUCCUGAACUCUGGAUUAGCUCUCUUCCAAUGACAGAUCUGGAAAUCAAGUUCGAGUAUCGAGGCAAAGAAUUUGGGCAGACCAUGACUGUGAGCAACCCCCAGGGCUGCAGACUUUUCUAUGGAGAACUGGGUCCUAUGCCAGAUCAGGAAGAACUCUUUGGUCCUAUCAAUUUGGAGCAAGUCAAGUUUCCGGGGCCAGAACAAAUCACCAACGAAAAGCAAAAGCUCUUCACAAGCCGAUUGCUUGAUGUCAUGGACAGAGGGCUGAUCCUGGAAGUCAGUGGUCAUGCCAUUUAUGCAAUCCGACUUUGCCAGUGCAAAGUGUACUGGUCUGGACCGUGUGCACCUUCCUCCACCACACCAAACUUGAUUGAAAGACAAAAGAAAGUCAAGCUCUUUUGUUUAGAAACAUUCCUGAGUGAACUGAUUGCCCAUCAGAAAGGACAGAUUGGGAAACAGCCACCAUAUGAGAUCUACUUUUGUUUUGGGGAAGAAUGGCCAGAUGGGAAAUCAAAAGAUAGAAAACUGAUUGUUGUUCAGGUAAUUCCAGUUGUAGCUCGGAUGAUCUAUGAGAUGUUCUCUGGUGACUUUACCCGCUCCUUUGAUAGCGGCAGUGUGCGGCUUCAGAUCUCUACACCUGAUAUCAAGGACAACAUUGUUUCUCAACUGAAGCAACUCUACCGUCUGUUGCAGAACCAUCAGGAAGGCUGGCCAAUGCAGCCACCGAACAUGCCGAUGACUGCACCCCUGACAGCACAAUGAUAGUCCCCUCUUUCUUAAAGAAGAAUUCCCUGUAAUUGUACUGUAAUUGCAGAACAAGAGUGUUUUUAUUUCAAUUGAUUUUAAACAUCUCUUGAGUAAGUGAAAUUUUAAAUGAGAAUGUUUUAUGCAUAACCUAUUUUAAAUCUUUGCAAAUUUAAAUUUAUCUGGAUUAAGGCAUGUACACAAGAACACACCUCGUAUUUUACACUUUUUCACUUCUUCAGUUAAUGUAAAUAUAUCAAAGGAUGCUUAAGUUGUGCCUUGCUCACAUGUAACACAACAAUCUUCUCUUUCUAUGUGUGAGGGCUCAAAUGUUUUUACUCAAAUAGAGUAUCAAAAUCCCUAAACCAAAACACAUACUUUAAACUCUAUUCUUGCACACUGGUUUGAUAACUUAGUAAAAUUUAUCACAUAAAUUGCAUGUUUGUACUUUAUGUUUUUGUUUUUAAAACAAAACCAAACCCAGUAACCUAGUGCUGCUGGUAUAAGUGUGAAAUUUCUGAACAAAGCAAAUUUUUAGUGGCCAUAAUUGUGUCUGACUUCUAUCUCUUCAAUAAAAUUGCUUUGCAGAAUAGUGAUCUGACAGUUCUCUUGAUUUUACUCCAGUAAACCACUGUUAUUUGAUGGUAUCCUCCCUCUGUUUUAGGCCUGAAAAGGUAUAGUUUUUAUUUAAUUGACUGUAUAAUCAGUCAAGCCAGAUCUCAUAAGAAUUGAAGUACUGCUAAUGCAUUAAGAUGAUGCUAGGUUGUUAAGUAGAAGGCUAACAAGCAGUUGUUUUUAAUAUCCUCCCAUGUUGAGUACCAUAGCUUAGCACAUCAACUGCUGAUUGUACAAUGUGGAAGAAAUGGUCAGUUACAAUCAAUGGUUUUCAGCUUGAUUACUUAUGAAGACAAAGAAUAUAAGUAUUGCUUUCUGUUGGACCAGUCUGUUAAUGAGGGUGUGUCCAAACCAGUUUCACUGAGCUGCUCUUCAAACAGACUGAAACAUUAGCUAAACUGCAGUGUUUGUUAGUCUGUCAAGUUGCCAGAAGAUAUGAAAUGGCACUGAAGCCCUCUUCUUGCUCUGUGCAGGACCUAUUUUCCAAAGAUGUAAGCAGACUGUUAACUCAGGAAGUUUGAAUAUUGUUGCAGAUGUAACCCAGCCUGUUGUAAAUGACAGUGUUUUGAAUGCUAAAGGACAGCUUUGUUCAGGACUGGUUAAGGGCAUGUUUUCUGGAAAACACAUUAAAAUGCACUGCCAUAAACUUUCUGUUAAACUUUAACCAUGUGUUCAUAUCUCCGUGUUUUACUAGUGGUGAUUAUGCAUGAUUGAAUCAUAUUUAACUUGCAUAUCCAAGAUAAUAGGUAUUCAACUCACUUCUAAAUAGUAUUUGAUUUAGAACAGCUUUAUUUGAAAGCAGGGGAAAUAAUUUGUGUCCUGGGAGUGUUUCAUCAGCUGAGUAAAACUGAG